AUGGUGGCAACAGUAAAAUGGGUGACAUCAAACAGAACUGUCUGGAAGCAUCUAUUUCCAAUCCAAAAUGGAACUUCAUCAAGUGCUUGUUGUAAGUCUACAUAUUCUUCUCUUCCAGAUGACUACAACUGCAAAGUAGAACUCCCUUUGACAGGCAACUGCAGGACAAGUGUGCCACCACCCUCUGUGGACAUCCCCUAG
Molecule: messenger RNA, 201 nt
Organism: Acomys russatus (golden spiny mouse)
Lineage: Eukaryota; Metazoa; Chordata; Mammalia; Rodentia; Muridae
Product: 28S ribosomal protein L42, mitochondrial-like
Exons: 1
Coding region: 1-201 (66 amino acids)
Cellular component (GO): mitochondrial large ribosomal subunit
Source: RefSeq, a predicted model, not a curated record